AUGUCUGAUUGGUGGCUUGCCAAGCCUUGCCUUCCACUCCAGGGUUUAGCGGUUGGUGGCAUUGCUUAUGGCCAGAGAGAGAGAAUGUUCUUAUCGACAGUGAUUGCAAAGAGGCACGAGGCGAAUGUCUUGGAGACUGAAGACGGAGUCACUCUUCACUUUAGUAGUUUCAUUAACAGCUCUCGCUCGUUUCAGAAUGGCUUCCCACGUGAGGUAUGUGAAGACUUCUUGUUGGGAUUUCCAGACGAUUGGCAAAAGUACACUGCUCAUAGUUUUAGAGCUAAAUGUGUCGAUGGGGAUACUGGAUUUUGUGAGCUAAAUGCUUCUUUACACAAUAGGGCUAUUGAUCCUAUCCCAUUUUCCAUUCGUGAUAAUCGUUCGGCAGAGAGACAUGAUUUUUCAUCGUCCAAUGAUGGAAUUCUCGAAGCAAAAACGAAUAUCUGCAAUGAACCAGAGAAUUCAAUUGCCAAUGUUUUAAAGCAAUCCGUAUCAAAAAAUAGUGUGGAAUGCAGCAAUAGCAAGAAAACUGUGGAGGGUGAACGCAAGGACAAUAUUGUGAGUCUUAAAUCGUCUCAGUCACUUGUUGACACGAUGGAUGAUGGUGAAAAUGGAGUCUUAGUAGCUGCACCAAUAAGCCAAGUUGGAAAUCCAAACAACGAUCAAUCUUUGACAGGUGUGUUUGACCGGAAUCCAUGUAAAGUUCAUUCUGGGAAAAGCAUGGUUGGAUCUCCAGUUUCGACAACGAAAAUCAGAGUAACACAAUCAUCGGGUGACUGCAAGGAGGAACAUGUUAGUCACACUAGAAAAUGUUCGAAAAAAAAUCUCACAUCACUCAAAGAAACCAGUUCUUGUCCAGUUAGAAGAUCUCCCAGGCUGCAAAGUAAACGAAAUGAGCAAGUAAAACCUGUAUGAGAAACAAGUCGUCAUUCUUUGUUGCGGUAAGAAAUGGAUUAAUUGUUGUUGUUUUGUCAUUGUGUCUUUGCAAUAGGUUUGAGAACGAAUUGAUUCAA
Molecule: messenger RNA, 1010 nt
Organism: Arachis stenosperma
Lineage: Eukaryota; Viridiplantae; Streptophyta; Magnoliopsida; Fabales; Fabaceae
Product: kinetochore-associated protein KNL-2 homolog
Exons: 3
Coding region: 1-912 (303 amino acids)
Source: RefSeq, a predicted model, not a curated record